Megalopta genalis is the source of this 3506-nucleotide messenger RNA. Its product is annotated as synaptic vesicle glycoprotein 2B. Gene Ontology annotation, cellular component: membrane. NCBI's taxonomy places the organism in Eukaryota, Metazoa, Arthropoda, Insecta, Hymenoptera, Halictidae. The record is from RefSeq and is a predicted model, not a curated record. Gene Ontology annotation, molecular function: transmembrane transporter activity. Gene Ontology annotation, biological process: transmembrane transport.
GGCCAGUUCGUUCUCGUCGCUAUCGUCGGCCGACGUUCGACGCGGUUUUUCGAGCGGUGCCCGGACACGUGUCGCGAGGGACGUUCCCUCCUCCCCCGUCCGCUCGACGCCCAUCUCGCGAUGGUAAUCGCGAUGUAUCGGAAUUGCGCUAGAUCGCCGAUCGAACUAGUUUCGAGGUGGGACGAUUCUCUGCGUCUAUUCCGAGAGUGGGACAGAUUAGAGACGCUCGCGGAUAUUGGAUCGAGCCGUGAUCGCGGCGCAGUUCUGCAUCGAUUCCGCGCGCAGCCGCGACGAUCGCGUCCGGAACGAUCGGAUCCCGAGCUCCGCGGAUACGCGCGUUCGCGCUCGCGUUAUCUUAUCGCCGGGAAAUCUGUCCGCAAGUUUCCGGGAAUCCGCGAGGAGCAGCAGCUGGGUCCGGGCCGCGUCGCGGGAACCGCGAACAGUGCUCCGUCGGCCGAUCAGCGAACCGGGAACGAAUAUAUCUGCUCGGCUCGGCUCGGUACGCUCGACGAUAUCGAUAUUCGAGCGGGUUCCGGAUCGUCCAUCGCUGACAUCUCGUGACUCCGCACGACGAUUGCCGCGGGCCGCGACAAUUGAAUCGUUUGACCCGUUUUUAUUGGCACAAGUCGCGACACCCGCGAAUGGGAAGCUAGCCAGGCGAGGACCGAGGAGACAGGGAGGCUGUCCGCGCGGUAGUCUCGUGACUGGUCUCGGAAGAUGAGGCAGAGAGGAUCGCACGCCGCCCGGAAUCCGUGGAGCGCGCGCGCGCGAUAACCGCCGCCGAUUAGGAGGAUCUCGGGGUCCUUGCCGCGAGUCGCGCCAGGGGAUACCGUGGGGCAGGGACACGGGGCCCGCCCGAUCGCCGCGUCCUCGCCGCGAAUUUUCCUCUUUUCCGUUCGCCACUCGCCGUUCGACCGUCGACGGACGGGAACGCUCCGGGGAGAACUCCUUCGCGCCGUUUCCACGCAGCCAAGGGCGAGCACGGUCGAUCGACCGAUCGAUCCUCGGGUACGGGUACGAUGACCAAGGGAAGAAGCAACGAUGCCGUCGUCGCGACGAUUCACGUGAGAUACGAGGACAACGUCGACGGCGCGGCGAACGUCGAGACGGCGAUAUCGGAGGCAGGUUACGGCUGGUUCAACGUGUUGCUCCUCGCGGCGGCACUUCCGGCCGCAUGGAGCGGGAUCUUCGACACCACGACCACCGCCUUCGUUCUGAUCUCCGCCGAGUGCGAUCUUGGGCUGACCACGUUUCGCAAGGGGCUGCUGGCCGCGACCCCGUUCCUAGGCAUCAUUCUGGCCAGUCUGCUAUGGGACCGCGUCGCACCCUACGUCGCCACGAGGAACCUAUUCAUCGUCGGGCUACUGGCGGACACCGUUCUCAACGUAAUCAGCAGCGCCCUCGACUCCUACUAUGCGUUCCUGGCGGUCAAAUUGGUCAUCGGUCUUCUCGUCGGCGGGCCGUUCUCUAUGGUGACCAACUACUUGUCCGAGUUCCAUUCCGCCGAGUACAAGGCCGGCUUUGCCAGAUGGAGCGGCCUGGUUAUGAACGCAGGGAUCAUCUUCCCGGCAGUUAUGGCUUACUUUAUCGUGCCGCUGUCCUUGGACGUUGAGAUCUUCUUCCGGCGGUACAACGCUUGGAGGAUUUACCUGUUGGCCUGCUCGGUGGUCCCGCUGGUGGGCAUCCUGACGGCCUGCAUGCUGCCGCACUCGCCGAAGCAUCUCGUCGAAAGCGGCCGGCCCGACGAAGCCUUGAAUCUUCUUAGGAGGAUGUACUCCCUCAACACGCGGAAGUCGAUGGACUCGUUUCCGAUCAGGACGCUGGUAGGCUGCCGGAAGCCGCGACGGCCUUUCGUCGAGGCGAACUCCGAGCAAAUCCGACUGGCCUGGUACAACGCGCGACUGUUGUUAUCCGGACGGUACCUGCGAACGUUCGCUCACCUGGGCUUCCUGCAGUUCGGCAGCUCGCUGGCGUUCAACACUAUGAGGCUCUGGGUGCCGCACACGUUCAUGAUCAUAAGCAACUUCGACCGCGAAAGCUGGACCUUGGACAGACCGCCGCUUCUGGCGGACCUGCUGCAUCGCCGGUACACCGUGACCCUGCAGCAGUACUCCGACUGCCCGGAUCUGUACGGUUUCUGCGUGAGGUGGCAGGUGAACGGCUUGAUCUAUUUGAAAUCCACGAUCAUCGCGAUCUCGACGGUGUUCUUCGCGUUCCUCGCCGGACAGAUAACCGGCACCGAUUUUCGCAAGAAGACGAUACUGCUUGCCGCUUUCCUGAUCACGGCGGGAAGCGGCCUUGGGAUCAGCUGGGUCCCGGAAGCUCCUAAUAUACUGACGCUGGCAGCCGCAAUUAUAGUCGCGUCGAAAAUCGCGAGCAACAUUGUGGCCGCCGUCAGCGGCCAAGUCAUUCCUGUACCGUUCAGGGCCACCGGCCUCAGCCUGCUCACGAAUCUCGGCAACUUGGGUGCCAUCCUUGGGAACCUCAUCUUAUCGGCCAUUCUGGACGCAGAGCCAGCCGCGGCGUUCGUCGGCCUCGGUGUCCUAUUGCUGGUCUGCUUCAUUCUGUCGCUGGUGUUGCCCGAACCGGCGAAAGCGUCGCCAAAGGCCGCUGUCGACGGCAACGCGUGACGCUGGCCGGAACUCGCCGUCAUUCCUCCCCGUCCGAACAGACUCGACCGCUAAAAAAUGGUUCCUGCAGAGUCGUCGGGCCGCGCACGGUCGCGAGUACGCGCGACGACGCUUCUCGCCGAAACUGCAAAUCCUCCGAUUAAAUAGCACGUUUUUCUUCCAAGGACAGAGCGCCGCGCGACGACGCCGAGAAGCGGGCUGCCGUCUUAUCCGCGGAACGUUUUCUCUCCGCGCGGCAACCGGAAGCGAAUAUUCGAUCGGCGUCGCCCGAUUUUCCAUAACGCGCGCGGCGACUAUUUACGAAACGCGUCGUCGGAAGGAAAAUCGAAUUCGCGACGCGCGGCGACCGAUCCGCGGAGCGUUAAUAGCACGAUUACACCGAUAAAAGGAACGCGGCCGCGCACCGUCCGUCCACGAGCUCGUUGCGCAACCGAGACUAUCGUUGCAUCGAAACCGAAGGUUAUAUUUGACGACGUUCGAUUAACUCGAGCGAAACGAAUUUAUUGUCCGAUCACGAUCGGUAUCUCCGUAUUUCGCGCGAGAUGCAGCCGGGAUAGACGAUGCUCGAUCCGUGGAUGGAUAUAUUAUUCGCGGGCACGUUAUGCAAAUCGCUAGUUUUUUCUCUCUCUUCGUAUUCCUUUUUUCUCACCUUCGAAGAUCGUCCGAACCUGAUCGAAACCGUCGCGCACGGUUUCUUUUCUUUUUUUUUCUCUCUGACACGUAACGAGAUUAAUCGGCAGGAAUGCUAAACGAGCGAAGCGCCUGUCGCGCGCGUAUUUUUCUGCUUCCGUCGAUACGCGCGGGUGUAAGAUAAAGGAUAGUUAAGGUAAACGAUAUGUAAAUUUGUAAUAAAGAGUAAUAUUCGAUAGAACGGUU